Molecule: messenger RNA, 1713 nt
Organism: Blepharisma stoltei
Lineage: Eukaryota; Ciliophora; Heterotrichea; Heterotrichida; Blepharismidae
Source: the annotation of a GenBank genome assembly
AUGGCGAAGCUCAGAGCAAGCAGUCCCGAAAAAUCAUUCUACGAAUUGGUCAUAAACAUCCACUAUAUCCACGCUCAGCUUCCAGAUCGUGAUCUCAUCAAAAUCCAAGCCAAACGCGGGAACGAAAUCCAAGAAACCCAGCCAAUGCACUAUAAUUCCACAAAUGGUUCCAUCAUUUUUGAAUACCCCUUAGCAUAAAUAAAAUAGCUUUCGCUUUGAGUGAAAUUAGCUCCGCUAAUUUUCUCUCCCUCAAGCAAUUUUACUUAUGGGGGUUGGUUUUACCUCGAGAACUUCUGCACAGCAACAGCGGUUUAGCUUUUGGGGAUAACAAGGAACUGCUCCUCAGUGCGAUCAAGAGGCUCAGGUCUUUACCCCCUCAGCACACCCGAGGAGGUGGACCCUCAGGCGGAACAUGCGCAGGGGCUGAGUCUAAUAAAGCCGUGGCGGCAGUGAAACCCGUUGAAGCCGGAACGCUGUAUUUUACCCGUGCCCUGGUGAUCAAAGUGGAUCGGCCCAGAGGUCCAUAGGCCCGACACGUGGAUAAAUAUGGUGACAGCUCUGGAGGAGGCUACCCCGUAGUGGACGUAAAACGUUAUAGAUAAUUAAGAUUAAGAAUACCCCUUAACCUUCGAAAUCCCCAUAUCUAAAUACAAGCAACAAUUAGAAAACCGAAAAGUCAAGCUCAGCAUGAUAGAGCUGCGAGGCAAAAAAGAAACUAUAAAUGGCAAGGCUGAGAUAGAUGUUUCUCCUUUACUUUCUGGUCUGAAGCUAGAUCGUGAAGAAGUUCCUUUGAAGUCUUGUACUGAUAAGCUUGCAAUUAUAUGUGUGAGUAUUGAUUUAAUUACAGUAAGAGACAAGCGGUCAAGCACAUUAAUUCCUGCUUCUGCCCAAGAGACUGAAGAAGAGCUUUCCUUGCAGAAAAUUAUUGAAACGGAAUGGAGGAUCAAGAGUGAAGUAGCAAGGCCAACUAUAAACACGAAAACACAAGUAGAGGAGGAAGAAAGAGAUACUGCAAGAAGCACGAUAAUUUCAACGAAAGGAGAAUUGGCUAUGUUUUGGGAAGAGUCACCAUCAAUUUCGUCAAUCGAUGAAGAGAUGGAAGUGACGAGAAGGAGGGUGGCGAGGAGUGGGACUAUGCCUACGUUAACGAGAGAAGAAGUUUUCCAUAGGAAGGUAGUAGAACCCAAAAGCGCUAUAGAAGUAUUCACUAGUGCCGAUGAAAAUGUUGAGCAAACUAAGACAGAAGAAGACUCUUCAGAAAAAGAUAAUAAUUUCGAUCAAAAUUUAGAAAAAUCUCCUGAAGUAGUUGUAAUCCCACCGUCCAUUAUAUCAGCUGACCCAAAUUCUCCAAGCAAACUAGAUGAAAUCCCUACAAGAGUCAAAUCCGCAACAAUUUCCGCUCCAAUUUCUCCAAAACUUAGAUCAGAAUCCAUGUCUCCUAAAGCCAAGCUAUUUUUAGACAUAGAUGCUGCAAAAGAAAAAACAAUAAACCCUAGACAGUCAAUGGUGGAAUCUGAAGACUCCAGCUCUGAAGAAGAUUUAGUAGAUGUCAGUGCAGAGAUUCUUCCAAGCGAUGAUAUAAAACCAAUUUCAAUCUUGAAAAGUGUUCAGCCCAAUUUAAGGAGCCAAGACAUGUUUUUAGAAAAAAAAGAAUUGAGCUCAGGAAUCCAUUCAAAAAGAAGUUCUACAUGCUCUGGGUGCAGCUUGCAAUAA